This is a messenger RNA of Oncorhynchus keta (chum salmon), 6054 nucleotides long. Its product is annotated as F-box only protein 31. The coding region runs from base 137 to 1846 and encodes 569 amino acids. Gene Ontology annotation, molecular function: protein binding. The record is from RefSeq and is a predicted model, not a curated record. The transcript has 10 exons. NCBI's taxonomy places the organism in Eukaryota, Metazoa, Chordata, Actinopteri, Salmoniformes, Salmonidae.
UUGCGUCACGUGUUUCCGCCCAAGCUCGCUUGGACAGUGAGAUUGUCGAUACUGCAGUUGUUGUGGUGCAGUAAUGUCAAAGAUUUGUAUAACUAAACAUUCUGUUGUAAUGUUAUCCCUUUGGUGACUACUGCGAAUGGCUGUGUGUGCCAGGCUCUGUGGAGUGGGUCAGUCUCGGAGGUGCAGGCGGCGUCAGCGGCAUAAUCAACAGGAUCAGGGAAGCGACUCCGAUAUGGACGAGGAGGAAGGGGAGCGGAUUGUGGGUGAGAUACAAUCCGUCACCGGCGGCCCGGAAAACUCUGCUGCGGCAGGGCCGAGUGUGGCCCAUGAAGCCACUGCUGACAGUGCAAGCACCGUACCACCGAACCCGCAUUCCCUGUUGGAUCUGCCCCCAGAGAUUUUAGUGGAAGUAUUCUCAUCUCUCCCGGGCACGGAGUUACCAAACCUGGCCCUCGUCUGCAAGAAAUUCAGGCAAAUUCUCAACACGGAAACCAUCUGGAGAAGGCGAUGCACGGAGGAGUUUGGAAUGAGGGAGGACCUGCGCAAGAUGGAGGUGGUGGGUGUGUCCAGUCGGGAGCUCUAUGCCAAACGUGUGAACCCUCGGGUGAAGUCUGGCCGCUUUAUGAAGCUCCUACCGGACUACGAGCACAUGGACUACAGGGACGUGUACAGGCACUUGCUGCACCCAUACAGACACAUCCUGGGUCUUUGGCAGCCUGACAUAGGCCCGUACGGAGGGCUGCUCAACGUGGUGGUUGACGGGCUUUUCAUCAUUGGCUGGAUGUACCUGCCCCCCCACGACCCUCGGGUCGAGGAUCCCAUGAGGAGGCGGCCACUCUUCCGCAUCCACAUGUGGGAGAGCAACAAGGUGGCGGUAGAGUGCAUGUACGGACACAAGGGCCCUCACAAGGGGGACAUCCAAACUGGGAAGAAGGAUGAGUUCUCGACUAAGUGCAACCAGACAGAUCAUCACCGCAUGCCAGGGGGGAGGCAGGAGGAGUUCCGCACAUGGCUGGAGGAGGAGUGGGGGAGGACACUGGAGGACAUCUUCCAUGAGCAUAUGCAGGAGCUCAUUCUUAUGAAGUUCAUCUACACAAGCCAAUACGAUAAUUGCCUGACGUACCGGCGGAUCUACCUCCCCCCCCGGGUGCCCUCGGACCUGCUGCAGCCGGGCCUGUUUAAAGGCACCUAUGGCAGCCACGGCCUGGAGAUCGUCAUGCUCAGCUUUCAUGGGCCCUGCGCCAGGGCCACCAAGCUUACUGGGGACCCCAAUGUCCCAGCAGGCCAGCUAACGCUUGACGUGGACCUGAACCGGCCUGUGUGCCUGCCGGACCUGGUGCACCAGCGCAGCAUAGAAGAGCUGUCUCGCCUGGUGCUGGGGAUGCACGAGGAGGCGCAGCGGGAGGUGCAGAACCCGGACAUGGCCCCCCGAGGAGCUGCUUCAGAGGGGGCUGUGGCUGGUGGUGCUGCGGCAGCGGGGCUGGAGUCGGCUAUGGAAGCCCAGUCAGAGAGCCCCCAGCCUGGGCCCAGUAGCAGCAGCGCUUCCUCAGAGGCCCAGCCUUUCGUCCUGCCUCUGGGGGUCAUGACCCGCAAUGAGGUUUACCCCCGAACCUGCAAGAUGUGCUUUUACGGAACAGGCCUGAUUGCAGGCCACGGCUUCACAAGUCCGGAGCGCACACCGGGCCUGUUUGUCCUGUUCGACGAAGACCACUUCGGCUUCAUCUGGCUAGAGCUCAAGUCGUUCAGCCUUUACAGCCGCCUGACGGACCGGCUGGCCCACGCCUAUGCCCCCGACAUGGAGCGCUUUGAGGCCAUGCUGCGCAACAUGCAGUCCUGGACAUCCUGAUGGGCCAGACAGACACAGGCUUACCUAGACCCCGUACACACAUCCCGAGUGUUGACCGCACCUGGAAAACAGUUGGGAACCUAGUUGUAACCUAUAACUAAGGCCCGUUGUUUUUUCCUGAUCAGGUUAUGUGGUUAGGCAAAACUCUUGGUCUUAUACAUACAUGAGUGAUAAUUAUCUUUCCCCUAUAGAACCCCGAAAUGCUUACACACAGAAAAGCCCCGCAUUUACUACCCCUGUAGAAUCCCUCUCUACUGUACACAGCUUCACAAUCCCAAAUCACCUCCACACUGUCCCACACAUUUCUGGCCCUGGCCAGAAACAACCUUUUGCCCUACCCCCUAGGCACCUGAAGUAUCCUUGCUCCCUGUCCCAUGUUUCCCCUCUUCACCUCCACACGACAUCGGUAUCUCUGCUGCGGCAUGCCCAAAGGUCAUAUGAUAUGACAAAGGCUUCCUUAACAGCUGAUUGUUAUUAAUUUUUAAUCCAGAGAAGAGGAUUUUACUUUUCAUCCCACAAACCCCAGAACAAACGCUCUGUGCCUCUAGUUGUAAUGUAUACACCAUGUCUGUAUUGCCUAAUGCUACAGUGCCUUGCAAAGUAUUCACCCCCCUAUUUUGUUGCAUUACAACCUUUAAUUUAAAAUUAUUUUUAUUUUGAUGUCAUAAUUGACAUUCAGAAAAUGGUCCAAAUUGGUGAAGUGAAAUGAAAAGAAUAAGUUCAAGCAAAUUCACAAAAAGGGGAAAAGUGGUGCGUGCAUAUGUAUUCAUCCACUUUGCUAUGAAUCCCAUAAAUAAGAUCUGGUGCAACCAAUUACCUUCAGAAGUCACAUAAUUAGUUAAAUAAAGUCCACCUGUGUGCAAUCUAAGUGUCACAUGAUCUGUCACAUGAUCUCUGUAUAUAUACACCUGUUUUGAAAGGCCCCAGAGUCUGCAACACCACUAAGCAAGGGGCACCACCAAGACCAAGGAGCUGUCCAAGCAGGUCAGGGACAAAGUUGUGGAGAAGUACAGAUCAGGGUUGGGUUAUAAAAAAAUAUCUGAAACUUUGAACAUUCCACGGAGCACCAUCUCGCCAACAGCCAAUGAAAUUGCAGGGCGUCAAAUACAAAUCAACAGAAAUCUCAUGAAUCAAAUGUCUCAAACAUAUAAGUAUUAGGCACCAUUUUAAAGAUAUAAUUCUCGUUAAUCCAGCCAUAGUGUCUGAUUUCAAAAAUGUUUUACAGCGAAAGCUCCACAAACGAUUGUUAGGUCACCACCAACUCACAGAAAAACCCAGCCAUUUUUCCAGCCAAAGAGAGGAGUCACAAAAAGCACAAAUGGAGAUAAAAAUUAAUCACUAACCUUUGAUGAUCUUCAUCAGAUGACACAAUACAUGUAUGUUUUGUUUAGUAAAGUUCAUAUUUAUAUCCAAAAAUAUUACUUUACAUUGGCAUGUUACAUUCAGUAGUUCCAAAACAUGCAGUGAUUUUGCAGAGAGCAAGAAAUACUCACAUGAGAAGCCUGAAACAACGUUCUAAAGAUGGUUGACAUCUAGUGGAAGCCCUGGGAAGUGCAAAAUAACCCAUAUCCCACUGUGUAUUCGAUAGGGGUGAGUUCAAAAAACGACAACUCAGAUUUCCCACUUCCUGUUUGGAUUUCUCAGGUUUUUGCCUACCAUAUGAGUUCUGUUAUACUCACAGACAUCAUUCAAACAGUUUUAGAAACUUCAGAGUGUUUUCUAUCCAAUACGAAUAAUAAUAUGCAUAUAUUAGCAUCUGGGACUGAGUAGGAGGCAGUUCACUCUGGGCACGCUAUUCAUCCAAAAGUGAAAAUGCUGCCCCCUAUCCCAAACAAGUUUUAAAUCCAUUAUUAAAAAAAGAAAGAAUAUGGCAACUUAACAAACCUGACAAGAGAGCGGCACACCAAAACUCAUGGACCAAGCAAGGAGGGCAUUAAUCAGAGAGGCAACUAAGAGACCAAAGAUAACCCAGAAGGAGCUGCAACGCUCCACAGGGAGAUUGGAUUAUCUGUCCAUAGGACCACUUUAAGCCAUACACUCCAUAGAGCUGGGCUUUAUGGAAGAGUUGCCAUAAAAAAGCCAUUGCUUAAAGAAAAAAAUAACCAACACGUUUGGUGUUCGCAAAAAGGCAUGUGGGAGACUCCCUAAACAUAUGGAAGAAGGUACUCUGGUCAGAUGACACUCAAAUGUAGCUUUUUGGCCAUCAAGGAAAACGCUAUGUCUGGCACAAACCCAACACCUUUCAUCACCCCGAGAACACCAUCCCCACAGUGAAGCAUGGUGGUGGCAGCAUCAUGCUGUGGGGAUGUUUUUCAUUGGCAGGGACUGAGAAACUGCUCAGAAUUGAAGGAAUGAUGGAUGGUGCUAAAUACAGGGAAAUUGUUGAGGGAAACCUGUUUCAGUCUUCUAGAGAUUUGAGACCGGGACUGAGGUUCACCUUCCAGCAGGACAAUGACCCCAAGCGUACUGCUAAAGCAACACUGGAGUGGUUUAAGGGAAAAUAUUUAAAUGUCUUGGAAUGGCCUAGUCCCAGACCUCAAUCCAAUUGUGAAUAUGUGGUGUGACUUAAAGAUUGCUGUACACCAGUAGAACCCAUCCGAGUUGAAGGAGCUGGAGCAGUUUUCCUUGAAGAAUGGGCAAAAAUCCCAGUGGCGAGAUGUGCCAAGUUUAUAGAGACAUACCCCAAGAGACUUGCAGCUGUAAUUGCUGCAAAAGGUGGCUCUACAAAGUAUUGACUUUGGGGGGGAUGAAUAGUUAUGCACGCUCAAGUUCUGUUUGUCUUAUUUGUUUCACAAUAAAAACACAUUUUGCAUCUUCAAAGUGGUAGGCAUGUUGUGUAAAUCAAAUUAUAUAAACCCCCCCCCAAAAAUUUUAAAUCCAGGUUUUAAGGCAACAAAAUAGGAAAAAUGCCAAGGGUGGGUAAAUACUUUUGCAAGUCAUUGUAUGAGAAGUGAGUGGAAUUUCUACUAAAAACUUAUUCUUUAAUGAUUUUGUUUGGAUGCAUGCUGUAUUUUCAGUUCAAUGCCACCUGUUUCCAAUACUCUUAUUCACAAUCUGAGACACUUUUGGUUUGCUAUAUAUUAGUGUGUACAUUGCUCUUAGUUUGGUUCACAGGUGGCAUUAUGGUGUUAGAAAAGAUCUCUGAUGCUUUUACUCUUUUCGUCACAUGGUCAAGUAAAAUAUAAUGUAUUUUAAUAUUACAAUAUUAUGCAAUUGGGCAUUUGCAUAUCAGAAAUUGCUACUUUUUAUUUUCAAAAUACUUCUGAUGGAUAGUAUGUAGUAAAAUGCAAAUAUUUAAUGACUGGAUGUUUCAACAUAUUAGUAUUUUCUACAUGUUGGCAAAAAGCUUACGCUGUACUGUAGCUGUAUCAGCCAUUUGUAUUUAGACUGAUAGCAUAUUGCCCUAUUGGAUGCUUUUAACAGGAUGUUAUAAAGGUAUUGCAACACCCGUUAGGAUAAUGGCUGUUUGUACACAACACAAAAUGCUAUUCAAGGUUCUCAUCUUUAUUCCCAUUUGGACCCCAGGAAGAGUAGCUGCUGCUGCCUUAGUAGCAGCGAAUGGCGACCCUACUGAAUACUAAAUCAUACCGUACAUUUACAUUGCGAGAAAGUGUAUGACUGUUCUUGGCAGUACAGUGGAUGGUUUUGUCCCAACUCUUCUAUGGAUUCCUUUCCUUGAUCCCUUUCCUUCAUGACCGGGACCGGAAGGAUUUUCCACCAUGUGGCUUUCCCCCCCCAUCUUCUCCUGACGACAGGUCAGUGAUCAUGGAGGGCAGGACAUAAGGAAAGGAAGCUAAGUUGAUAGUAUUGAGACAGUCACUAACUCCGAGGCUCCAUUCAAAGCAGUUAUUUUGUAUCAGACUACAGCUUUACUAACAUUUGGGAAAAAGUAAGCUCUAGCGAGAGUAAAGAAGUAAUAUAUAUUAAUGAAUGGAACCUAUUUUAAUAAGCUUAUUUUAAAUAUUUUUUGGGACAGCUGUAGAAAUAUUUGCAUCAUUACUUGGUUGAUUUGAGUUUUGUAAGUAGCGCUUCUGUGGUCAGCUGUUUAAAUGAAGCACCUUUGUAAAUUGAGUCUUGCGCUUUGUAAAUCGUCAAUCCCAGAGGCACAACCCUGCUUGAAACUGUUAGACCUGUUGAACUGCUCACUCUGACUUCAGUUCUGCAGUUUAAGUGUCCUUUCCCUUAACAAUAAUAAAAAGAAUAACUCA